Oncorhynchus nerka (sockeye salmon) is the source of this 1429-nucleotide messenger RNA. RefSeq names its product calcium uniporter protein, mitochondrial-like. The record is from RefSeq and is a predicted model, not a curated record. Gene Ontology annotation, biological process: calcium import into the mitochondrion; mitochondrial calcium ion homeostasis. Bases 221 to 1246 code for a protein of 341 amino acids. The transcript has 8 exons. NCBI's taxonomy places the organism in Eukaryota, Metazoa, Chordata, Actinopteri, Salmoniformes, Salmonidae. Gene Ontology annotation, molecular function: calcium channel inhibitor activity. Gene Ontology annotation, cellular component: mitochondrial inner membrane; uniplex complex.
GCUUGUCACCACUGACUGCUGCACACGGAGGAAACGGUACGCUGCUCUCUCUCGGGCUGUGCUCAGACCCUAUCUCUUAUCUCACCCGCCCUCGGUCUGUUUACACGCAAAACAGUCCGUUGUUGACUGGAAUACGAUACGAAGAUCCUGCUACUAGGCAGGUUUUCUACACGUGUUCUACUGCUCAGUAUGCCAGAACGCAUGGACUAAUUUAACGACGAUGGCUUCGUUGCGAAUGGUCUCCAAACUCCGGGCUGGAGUUGUCGGAUGUACUAAACCGUUCCCCUACGCACUCAAAACAACCCGAUCUCCGGUGAAAUUACUGCAUACGAUCCAUCCCAGACAGCCACAGUGGAGGUGUCCUCCCCAAGUGGUCUUCUGCAGUACUGUAGCACCCUCUAGUGAUGUGGUGUUGCAGUAUAAACAUGGACGACCGGUGCUGGCUGUGCCGCUACCCUCCAGGCAGGAGAGCUGUCUGUUCUUCCUCAGGCCCAUGUUAAUGACUGUAGGAGACCUCAUCCACGACCUGCAGAGAGAAGACCCAGGAGUCACCUCUGCCUCUGUGCUCACCAAGGAUGGUACACGGGUAGCUAACAGCACCUCUAUAGACAGUCUCCUGGACAAAGACUUCCAGCUCCUCAUCAAUGAUGCUGUAUACAACAUCCACUCCCCUGAAAGAGAGGCGUCCAGUGUGUCCAGUGAGCAUGUGGUGGACGUGGAGGACAUGAAGCACAUGGUGCAGCUGCUCCACACGGCCCUCCACCUGCCUGACCACCACCUGCUGAAGGAGAGGCAGCUGCUGGAGAGACUGGAUGGACUCAAACAGGACCUCUCACCUCUGGAACAGGUGAAGGCACAGCUGGCGCGCAGUGCAGAGUUCCACUCCUCCAGGACUCUGUGGACAGGUGUGGCCCUGCUCUCUGUGCAGGGCGGGGCCUUGGCCUGGCUCACCUGGUGGGUGUACUCCUGGGACGUCAUGGAGCCCGUCACCUACUUCCUCACCUACUGCACCAGCAUCGGAGUCUUCUCCUACUAUGUCCUCACCAAGCAGGAUUAUGUGUAUCCAGAUGCCAAAGACAGGCAGUUCCUGUAUUACUUCCACAAGGGUGCCAAGAAGGAGCGCUUCAACGUGCAGAAGUACAAUGAGCUGAGAGAGGAGUUGGCUUCGGUGGAAGAAGAUUUGAGACGUCUAAGGAAUCCAACCCAACUUCAGCUCCCUGUAGAACAGAUCCAGAGCCAGCCAUGAAGAGCAGCACCACACACACACCGUCAAACUGAAGGACUACUGAGCAGCAGCAUUUCCCCAUUUAUUUUGAUAACAAUGCAUUUUUCUUACUAACCCUGCAGAUCAUUUUAGAGUUUUGGUUUACAAUAUUGGAAGUCAUUUGUGGUAAUAGAAGUAUAGUAAUAAAUAUCAUAUGAGAAAGCA